This is a messenger RNA of Hypomesus transpacificus, 1257 nucleotides long. Its product is annotated as dr1-associated corepressor. Gene Ontology annotation, biological process: negative regulation of transcription by RNA polymerase II; transcription by RNA polymerase II; positive regulation of transcription by RNA polymerase II. The record is from RefSeq and is a predicted model, not a curated record. Gene Ontology annotation, molecular function: protein heterodimerization activity; transcription corepressor activity; RNA polymerase II general transcription initiation factor activity. Lineage: Eukaryota; Metazoa; Chordata; Actinopteri; Osmeriformes; Osmeridae. The coding region runs from base 1 to 438 and encodes 145 amino acids. Gene Ontology annotation, cellular component: nucleus; negative cofactor 2 complex. The transcript has 7 exons.
AUGCCUAGACAGAAGAAAAAAUACAACGUGCGCUUCCCACCUGGUCGCAUUAAGAAAAUUAUGCAGAGAGAUACUGAGGUGGGGAAAAUGGCUGCUGCAGUUCCUGUGAUAAUAUCACGGGCUGUGGAACUGUUUGUGGCAUCACUGCUGACGAAGACCUGGGUGAUCACCCAGUCGAAGCGCAGUAGAGUCUUGUCCAUCGCUCACAUGAAGCAGUGUGUGGAGUCAGAGAAGCUCUUUGACUUCCUGAAGAACAUGACUGAGCAUGUUCGAUCCAUGUCAACCCAGGGUGAGACCGGUGUGAAGGGGAAGUGGCUAUUUAGAAGGAAACAGCAGGAUCCUUCUGCCAAACAGCAUGACGCUGGAGAGAAGUCAAACAACAACAGUUCCAGGGACAUGGAUUCAGAUUUGUUUAUCAGCUUGGGAGCUAUUCUGUGACGAGAACAUUCAUCUGUUAUUGCUUAGAUGGAUCAUUUGUCCACUGGGGCUGCAACAAAACAACCUGUUACAUGACAUUCCAAAUAUUUGAAGUGUUCUUAAUGAUUCAAAUGAGGGGUCCAAGUAUUUAAGCAAACUUAAGACCCACAGAAUAAAGAAUAUGCACAGACAGUUCAUUUCAACAAUUUAAUAAUUUUCCAACAAAUUACUGACAGAUGAUGCAAACCAUAGUACUGCUGAUGAUUUGUUGUUAAACUGAGACACCUGUAGGCCAAUCCAAGUGUCAAAUAUAGAUAUGUACUUUUUUGUCAAACAAAUUGAAAAAGCCCCCUUAAAAGGUCUUUCAAUCCUUAGACAGCACUUUCAGACCAAAUUAGUCUGAAAAGAUGACAAUCCUGUAAGAUGUUCCAAAUUCAGAGACCAGUCUCAUGAACAGAACAUUUUACGCUCUUUGAACGUGUAAUUUAACACGGUUCAUUUCAAAGAUGAAAGAUGAGUAAAAAUAACAUUUAUUUUCAAAAUAACAAGCAUGACAUUUCGAUGAAACAAAAACCAACAACCAAACUAUUGUUCCCUGUAAUAACUCAAUAUCUAAAUCUUGAGACCAAUUCAUUUUGUGGUUUGAAUCAUGUCAGUCUUCCCUCUGCUGCUUUUGAGACAAAGCUCCUUAUGUUCCUUACAGCAGUGGGAAAUCACCUCUAAAAUUCAAAUACUUUAUUUAUAUACAGCUACUGUAUUUUUGCGCUUUAAUCAAUACCAUAACCUUUCAGUUAGACAUUUUGCGCAUUAACCCUACCCCCCCCCCCCCCUCCCCAAAAA